GAGCAGUGAACUGUUUGCAACUCUGUGGAUUUGCGGUGCCUUUCUCCUCCCCUUCCUGCUUCCAUCUCAGGUCACUGCCUGCUGCGAGCCAAACGAAAGUAAACCUCCACUUUGAAAGUCCCCCCUGCCCGACCCACUGGGCGGGAUUCGGGAGUUCAAAGCGGCAGCCGGCAGCGGGCAGAGGCGGCGUGGGUUACACAGCAUGGCAGACACGUUGGACGAGCCUUGGUGGGAGACACCUGGAGGAACUAAGGAACCAGCCCUUUCAGAUAAUGAGGAAGAAUGUGCUAAUACAAGUGAAACAGUUCAGCAGACUUCAAGUUCAACUCUUGUUUCUUCAAAGAAAAGAAAAAAGGCUACAGAAUGCUUCCUCAAUGUUGAGAAAGCAAAAUCUAAGGAUGAAAAAGAAAUUGAAAUGAAGCCAAAGAGAAAAAGAAAGAAGAAAAUUUCUGAUCUUCUCACAGAAACUGUACCAAAGCCAGGGGUCCCAGCAGAUGUACAAAAAAUGCUCAAUGAACAUUUUGGAGCUAAACGUUCUGUGAUUGAACUAGAAGAAUUGAAACUGCCAGAUUCCUGUUUCCUCCCUGCCAAUGACCUCACCCACAGCUUUUCUUCCUACCUGAAAGAAAUCUGUCCUAAAUGGGCAAAGCUCCAUAAAAAACACACAGAGAAGUCAUCAGUGGUGAUGCUGGUAAUUUGCAGCUCUGCUCUCCGGUGUCUGGAGCUCAUCAGAUCAAUGGCAACGUUCAAAGGAGAUGGGAGAGUUAUGAAAUUAUUUGCAAAACAUUUAAAGAUACAAGAACAAAUGCAAAUGCUGGAAAAAGAUGUUAUUCAUGUGGGAGUUGGGACACCUGGAAGGAUAAAAGCACUAAUACAACAAGAAGGCCUUAAGCUGACUUCCUUGAAAUAUUUUAUCUUAGACUGGAACCAUAGGGAUCAGAAAUUAAGAAGAUUAAUUGACAUCCCAGAGAUAAAAAAAGAAACAAUUGAACUUCUAGAAAAGGAAUUAAUCAAGCUAUGCAGAAAUGGCUCCGUGAAAUUGGGACUCUUUUAAUGAUUAUUUCUACAGUCAUUCUAUCAUCUGUUGGCCUCUGCUGUAUUGAGCUGCCUUUAAAAGUGCACAAAGCUGAAGAUGUGUGUGACAGAUCCUUUUGUCAUCCACCAUUCUUUUAUAAUAAAACAGUAUUUUAUGUGAAGAUCGCCACUCUAUUUUUUUUCAAAUUUCUAUCACUGAAGGCCUAAGAGUUGUUUUAAAAUUCCAUACCUAAGAGAAGUGAAUUGAAAUAAUUAGAAAACAUGAUUCAAAUAAUAUGUCUACUACAAGACAAGCCAUCCUAGCUGCAAUCUGUCCCCAUUCCAUCUGCAACACAAUAAAAAAUAGCUUGCCUUGAAAAAUUGUGCUAGAGAAACAUUCCUAUCACAUAUAGGAAAAUAUGCUAGAUCUGUUGUCACGUUCACAAUGUUGUUGUAAUCCAGUUUCCCUCAAAAUUUAAUCACUAUGAAACCCUUAAAGCAAAGAAUAAUUUCUUGUCAUGCUCCUUUCCAUUGGGAAGAAUAUGUAUGUAUGUACAUGUAUUAUGUCCUAGCAAUUAGAAGACACUUGAUACAGAAUGAAAAAUGUUAGUUUGGUUGAGUUAUCCAGUAUCAGCAAGCUUAAAAAAGGAAUUCAGUUUUUUUUAAAAAAAAAAUUUUUUCCUGCU
This is a messenger RNA of Thamnophis sirtalis, 1700 nucleotides long. It is a transcript of the gene CMSS1, whose product is annotated as cms1 ribosomal small subunit homolog. NCBI's taxonomy places the organism in Eukaryota, Metazoa, Chordata, Lepidosauria, Squamata, Natricidae. The record is from RefSeq and is a predicted model, not a curated record. Gene Ontology annotation, cellular component: 90S preribosome; nucleus.